GUCAUUGAUAUGGUAAAAAUACUUGUGUCUUAUCAGAUAUAUAUAGAGUGAUAGUGUUUAUUGACGCAUUAAAUCUGCUCCGAAAAAUAAAACGGAUCGACAUAAAACAUAAGAUGAAAGUUGAAACUGAAAAGUAAAAAAGAGAUGGCUAAUAAUUAUGAAACUAUUUCUGAUUCUUUGUUGGUGGCGGCCAUUGAUUUUGGUACGACCUUUUCUGGGUACGCAUUUGCCUUUAAGAGUGACUAUAAAGAAGACCCUCUGAAAAUAUCAGGGUUUACGUGGACAUUAGGUUCUCAGGCAGGACUUUCACUGAAGACCCCGACAUGUGUAUUGUUUAAUCCCAGAGGUGAUUUUGAUUCAUUUGGAGCAGAGGCUGAGGAAAAGUAUACAGCACUUGCAGAAAGUGAGGAUCAUCAAAGUUGGUACUUUUUCAGCAGGUUUAAAAUGCAGUUGUACAAAAAUCAUGAGAUACCACGUAAUCUUACAAUAGAAGAUGACCAAGGGAAACAUCUGGAAGCACUUAAGGUCAUUUCAGAGAGCAUUAACUACCUUCGGGGACAUUUAAUGGAACAAAUAGCCAAGAGAGAUAUUCCGGUAAGAAAGACGGAGAUCACAUGGGUUCUUACCGUGCCUGCUAUCUGGUCUGAUCCAGCCAAACAGUUUAUGAGGGAAGCUGCCGUCAAGGGAGGCAUCCCCAACAGCCAAUUGAUGUUGGCCUUGGAACCAGAAGCUGCUUCUAUAUACUGUAAACAUCUGCCUACAGAACGUUUAGAUUCAGGUGGAAAAUCGGCACUGGGAGCGUUCUCACCAGGCACAAAAUAUCUUAUACUAGAUGCUGGGGGUGGCACAGUUGAUAUUACUGUCCAGGAAGUACAAACUGAUGGAUCCAUUAAACAACUGUAUAUGGCAAAUGGGGGUGAUUGGGGUGGAACUAAAGUUGACCAGGCGUUUGAAGAAUAUAUGAUGGAGCUGGCAGGACCUGCGACCGUUUAUAAAUUCCGGGAUGAAGAUAAAGCUGGACACUUGGACCUCUGCAGAGAAUUCGAAAUUAAGAAGCGAAACAUCCAACCAGAUCAAACGUCGAAAGUGACAUUCAGAGUUCCUAGUACUUUAAGCGAAAUAUUUAAACGGGAGCAAGGUACAGAUUUUAAACAGUCAGUGUCUUCAUCUAAGCGAGUAACAUGGGUGGGUGACAAACUGCGUGUUGAUGCAGCUUUGGCGCAAGGAUUUUUCGAUUCAACCUGUCAACACAUUGUUCAGCAUUUGAAAGGCAUAUUUAAUGAAGAAAAAGUAAGAGGUACAAAUACAAUUCUAAUGGUUGGUGGGUUUUCCGAUUCUCCCAUGCUUCGAAAAGCUGUGGAAGUAAGCUUUCCAGAUAAAAAUAUAAUUAUUCCACACGAGGCUGGUUUAGCAGUAUUGAAAGGAGCAGUUCAAUACGGUUACGAACCAAGAAUUAUAUCUACGCGGGUUUGUAAGUUUACAUAUGGAGUUCGAACAAACUCCAGGUUCAAGGAAGGUAUUGAUCCCGAAAGCAAAAGAAAAAUGGUAGAUGGAAAAGCCAGGUGUAAAGAUUCUUUCAGCAAACAUGUAGAAAUUGGACAAGCUGUACAUAUCAAUGAAGCAACGGAAGAAAAAAUGUAUUAUCCGUUGUAUUCUGAUCAGACUAGAAUGCGAGUAUCAAUUUAUACAUCAACAGAUAAGAAGCCCCGGUACACAGACGAUCCCUCAUGCGCCUAUCUAGGAGAACUCACUGUACAGAUGCCAGACACCCGUAGAGGAAAGGACCGUGAGGUAUCAGUUCAGCUAACUUUUGGAGGUACAGAAAUAGAAGUUAAGGCCACGAAUACAGGAACUGGAGAUGAAACUAAAGCAAUUCUUAAUUUCCUGCGUUAGACAACCAAUACUGUGAUGUUAAAUUGGUUAAAGAAUAUUUAAGUUGUGUUGUACAUUUUUAACUAUGACAAGGAACUCGGUUGUACAUAACAAUCAUUGAACUGAAGUCAUGUCUUAAUAUUAAAUAUAUGCAUAUUGA
Molecule: messenger RNA, 2032 nt
Organism: Mytilus californianus (California mussel)
Lineage: Eukaryota; Metazoa; Mollusca; Bivalvia; Mytilida; Mytilidae
Product: heat shock 70 kDa protein 12B-like
Exons: 5
Coding region: 145-1893 (582 amino acids)
Molecular function (GO): ATP-dependent protein folding chaperone; ATP binding
Source: RefSeq, a predicted model, not a curated record